AUGUAUGUAGACCAUUUUGGGAAUAGUAACAUACAGGAAUGGUUGGAUGAACACAAAGACGAGUUUGUUGGUAACGUUGAGGAAGAAGUACUUGAUGGUGCAGGACUGGUUAAGGAAGUUGCACCAGGGCAUCGGGAUGAGGGUGACACAAACGAUGAGGAAGAGAAUGGCGACGAUGAUGACGACGAGGAUGAGGAUGUCGAUGGCGAUGAGGAUGACCAUCAAAAGCCUCAUUUUUUUAUAAAGGGGAAUGAGAUUCAGGUAGAGAUGGGUUCGAAAGCAGGUGCAGGUGAGUUUUUCGAAGAAGACAUGGGUGACAAUGAAGAUGCAUUGGCAUGUCAUUUCUUGUGGGGGGUGAAGUUUGAGGCAAGGAAAAUGGACGAGGCGUUUACUGUGGAUGUUGAAAAAAAGGAAUGCAGUUGCAGGCUAUGGCAACUUAAUGGAUAUGGCUGCGUACACUCAGUUGCCACCUUAGCCUACUUAAAUUUGACACCUGAUGGUCCAUAUGUAGAUCCAAUGUACUUGGCUGCAUUAUACCAUAAUACUUACAAACAGCCAAUCCAUGGGAUGAAUGGAAAAAAUAUGUGGCCUUCUACUGACUUGAUACCCCCUUUGCCUCCACUGAAAAGAAGUAUGCCAGGCAGGCCAACCAUAAAGAGAAGAAGAGAUGCUUCUGAACGGAUGGGAAAACAUACCGUCUCCAAGGCAGGGAAGAAAGUUUCUUGUAGCAUAUGCAAGGAGAAAGGACACAACAAGGCUACUUGUAGUAAAGGUGUAGGGACAUCCAAACAAAAUGGAACAAAGAAACAAAAAACUAUACCUACGCAAGAGUCUGUAAACGUUGACACAGGAGUAGGGGAUGAUGAGGUAAUCGUAGAUGCUACUGAUGCUUUGGAUAGGCCUGGAGAUGAAGAGCGAAUGGUGGGAGUCAAUGGACGGGAUGAAGGGGUGAAUGUCAAUGCUCGAGUUAAGCAUGUUAAACCGCCUAAAAUGCGAAAGAAGUCAGAACGAAUCAUUAAACUGAAGCUUGCAAAAAAUGUGGGAGGUGAAGGUAGCAGUGUUGCAACGGCCAUGGAGUUGGAUUAA
This is a messenger RNA of Lactuca virosa, 1086 nucleotides long. NCBI's taxonomy places the organism in Eukaryota, Viridiplantae, Streptophyta, Magnoliopsida, Asterales, Asteraceae. The record is from the annotation of a GenBank genome assembly.